This is a messenger RNA of Parasteatoda tepidariorum (common house spider), 3533 nucleotides long. RefSeq lists its product as uncharacterized. NCBI's taxonomy places the organism in Eukaryota, Metazoa, Arthropoda, Arachnida, Araneae, Theridiidae. The record is from RefSeq and is a predicted model, not a curated record. Gene Ontology annotation, molecular function: protein binding.
UGACACCGCGAAUUUAGACUGCGAGGCAUUUUUACCCGUCGACAUGUUACUAGGGCCUCAAGUAGAAAGUGGUUAAGUUCACCUGCAAGCAUGGAAAUUUCAGUGCGUAAACCACCUGACAAAACGGAGAGCGGUUCCAUUUUGCGUUGAGGGUGUUCGCUCGUCGCCUGUCUAGCUUUUGCUCUUUUUUCGCGUUCGGAUUUUAGAGUUUGACAGCAGGCUCUGUUCAGCAAAGAUGCGCUGAUGUUGAUGAUAAAAGCUUCGUCGGGCUCUAGAUGCCAGGGGGCUGAGCUGGUUGAGGAAAGGCAGAGAUUACAAAAGAUGGUUGAAACAGAACCUAAACUAUUCGUAAUUCAAGGAGAUGUUUACGAAGUCGAGAAACUUGUAGGCGUUAAAACUGUGAAGGGGAAAAGACUCUACAGAGUUAGAUGGAGAGGUUAUGGAAAAGAAAGCGACACCUUGGAGCCCGAAGAAAAUCUAUUUUCUUGUAAAGAUAUGAUUGAAGAUCUGGAAGCGAAAUUGAAAGAAAGGCAUGAGCGAAAGAAAGGUAAAAAGUUGCUGAAAACACAAGCAAUUUCAAAAGAGCCUAUUAACACUGAGGCUGAAGUCAACAAGAUGGCAACAGCUACCUGGCAAGCUACUGAAAUACAACCGAUUGGUGCUCAUUCUAAAGAUACAUUUUGGAGAGAUUUUGAUGAGGGAAAAAUAACUGUUGCUGGUGCAGUUUAUGAAAAAGACAUGUAUAGCAAAGUCAAAGAGAGAGCAGCUAGAACAAAUAACUCUGGAGAACCAAGCAAAAGUGGAGAAACCUCUCCCCAGAAAGAAAACCCACCACCUCCUUUAUGUCCUAAAGUUUUGUUAAAAAGAAAACCGUGUAAUAGAACUACUGAUAGUUUGGGUUUUAAAUCUCCUUUAAAGAAACCAAUAAGUUUGCAAGUUCGAAAAAGAAAAAAGUAUGAUGUAUUAAGAGACUAUCGGAGACGAAAAAGCAGAAUUCAUAGGAAAAGGAACAUUGACGAAAAUGGACGACAUAAGCUUCUCAAAAGUCUGGCCAAACAUGAUAGUUUUAGUGUGGAAAAUGGACUAAGCAGUUCUAAUAUAUUGCAAGAAUUGCUUAUAAAUGACGAGAAAGGGACUACCUUUCCUGAAUAUGUCUUGAAUUCAUUAAAAUCUGAAAGUGAAAAGAUGAAUUGUGUGUUUAAGAAUAAUUGUAAAGAUAGUUCUUGCGGUGAAGUCUUGGGAACUGAUGGAAGGAAAAGCCAGUCACUAAUUUGCAAGAUCUCGAUGCAAGAAAAUUCAAUGACUGCUUAUCCUGCUUUUAGUCAAAGAUCUGGUCGAGUCAAUCAAUUGCAUCAAAAUGAGGCUGGUACGCGAAUGAAUAUAAUGGUUGCCAAGAUGUUUUCUUCUCUUAUUGAUGGUAUCGUCAACGAGAAGUUAGAAAAAGUAGAACGAUUCUGCAAAAAUGGUUACAUAGUUAAUUGUUGUCGUGGUGAUGGAACAACUGCAUUAAUGGUUGCUGCACACUUGGGCAGAUAUUAUUCUACAAGAAUUUUGUUGAAAGCAAAUGCUCACAAAGAUAAGCAAAACCAGAAGGGUGAAACUGCCUUAAUGCUGGCCUGUAAAAAUAAACACUCAGAAGUUGUGAAGCUGCUUUUAGAACAUGGUGCCAACUUUGCAUUAACCAAUUCUGAUGGAGUUAAUGUGCUCAAAAUAUCAAAUCAAUGUGGAAACCAAACAACUAUGCAUAACAUUUUAAUAGAACAUAUAGUGAGAGUUGUUUCAAAGUUUGAAUCUGAAGCCAGACUUCUUAUAGAUCCUAUAGCUCAAAUAAAAUAUGCAUUAUUUCCGAUUCAGUGUUUCUCACUUAAUGAGGGACCAGUGUACUCUAUAAAUUUCCAUCACCAUGUAAAACUGGAGUCUCCUGAAAAAAAUGGGAACCAGAAUCUUCUAUUUAUUGCUCACUCUACUUUUCACGAAAAAGCUGUACACUGCCAAUUUGAUGUUGAAUCUGUAAUUUAUAAUGUGACAAUAAAUGGAAUUAAGCAGGAUACAUUUGAAGAUGUUAGUUCAGUUUUCAAAGUGACAGGUUUGCAAAAUGGAUCAAAUAGAGUUUCAAUUACUACUGUUCAUUCGCCACAAUCUGAGGUGAAAUUGAUUGUUUGUGCUUAUAAAGUUCAUCGCACUGUUGUUUGUUUCCCAUCUCAGAAAUUAAAAGGAGAUUUUUAGGUUCUCAUUCUAAGUGUCAAGUAGCAUUGAAAGUUAUAAAAAUUAUUUCAUUUAUUCUGUGUUUUAAUAUCAUAUGUAAAGAAAUCAACACUUACUACUAUUUUGUCAUUCAAUAUUUGUUGCGUUUUCAUACUAAUAACAGACAUGAUGAUUUUACUUAUGUUUAAAGUAUUUAUUAUUGUAAAUUGUUUACUUUAAAUGUAAUGGACUAUUUACCAUUUCAUUUUUACUAUUUUUUUCAAGAGUUGUCUUUUUUAGAUUUUAAUGAUAUUUUUAGUUUUGUUAAGGGAACUGUCAGUAGGAAGUUAAAAUCAUUGCAAAAAGUAAAGAAAAAAUCAUGCAAGUUGCAUGAAGUAAUGAUUUUGAUCUAAUUUUGAAACUUUAUUUUUAAAAAAAGUCUUUCUACAUGAAGCAAAAAUACCACAAACAUGUUUUAGAAAUAACAAUCAUUAUAUGGGCUUCUCAAUGCUGUACCAUUUACAAAUUAAAAAGCAACAUUGAAAGUAUUUAUAAUGGUAAAAAUGGGCAUAAGUUUUGUUCCCUAACUAAGGGUUUUAACUUAUUAGGAAAAACUUCACAUCUGUGACAUAUUGUUUUUUUUUUUAAAUUUUGUAAUAUUUUUUAUUGAAGAAUUAGGCAAAAUGUUGAGGGGAAAAACUUUGCAGAAAUUGGCAAUUUCCCUCUUUUUUUUUUAAAAAAAAAAAUUGGUUUAAGAUUUUUUUUCACAUAAAAAAUAUUAAUUGGAUAAUUUUCUUUCUUUUAGGUUUGUUUGUCCCAUUUUAACUGCCCCUUAAUUGAAAGCAAUAAUGCUUCGUACGGUAAUAUUAAGCAAAAAUGUUCAAAUUACUUCCUGUUUUUGUCUAAAUUUAAGUUAGUGAAUGAUUUUUGGUGCUAAUAUGUUUGUUGAUUUCUUUAUAUAUGAUAAAAUUUAAUUGUAAUCAUUGACUUUCAAAAUGAAUGAAGAUCCAACUGUGAUAUAUGGUACCUUUUAUUUUGUUAAGGGGUACCUACAUUUAUUUUAUUGUUGAUUUUAAACAAAACUCUUCUAUUUACUGCCAUUUAUUUCUUCCAUUCAUGUAAAACUACUACUGCAGUGUUCAAAACGUCAUUUCCUAUGAAGUGAUAAAUAUUUAAUCGAUGUUAUAGUUUUAGCUGUUUUCGUCUUUGUAUAAAGUCUAUGCUUCUCAUAAAUGUUAACUGUUUUAAUUUUUGAAAGUACCUAGUUUUACAGUACAGUGUUCUUUAUUAAAUGAACUUCUAUUGAUUGAUUUCCUAUAUUUUGCAUUAAAUAUAAGUGAAUGUUUUGA